UAGUGGACGAGUUUGUGGAGGGACUGCUGACACAAGAAGCCGCGCUACGACCUUCUGACGAUGUACAGCCUGAAAACUUAGAGAUGGAACUACCUGAGAACUUUGAUGAGAAAUUGUUUAAUCAGGGACGCCGCUUCUUCUGGGAUCACAGCUACGCACUCAGCAACUCCAUGCUGCUGGGCCUGGUGGCGGUGUUCGCGGUGCCGUCCAUUCUCCGCAUCUUGGUCAGCACGCGCCGCUCCAACUCCUCCUAUACGGCCUACAAGAGAUACCUCUCCACGCAUCUUCACACCAUGUCAUGGUUCGAAAAUGAGCUCAAACCUGGAAGCAUAUCCUGGCAAUCCUUAUACACAGUCCGAACCAGACAUAUAAAAGCAGGAAUGGCGGCUAAGAUAAAGGGCUUGGGUGUUGUGUCGCAGCGGGACGUAGCGUUGACGCAGUUUGGAUUCUUGGGCUUUGCACUUUUGAAACCAGACAAGUUCGGUGUGAGCCAACUGCAAGAAGGAGAUUGGGAUGCCUACGUCUACUUUUGGAAAGUGAUAGGACAUAUGAUCGGGUUGGAAGACAGAUACAACAUAUGCCGCAAUUCUGCGGAGGAGACGAGGCAGGUGUGCCAGAUGCUGCUGGAGCGCGUGUACACGCCCUGUCUCGAGAAUGUUCCGGAAUACUUCGAGCACGCCGCCAGGGUCAUGCUCGACGGCAUGUGGUCGGUGAAUCCAACCGUGGACGUGGAUGCUAUGUUGUAUUUCACACGGUAUCUGGCCGAUGUACCCGGAUACGUGUACACAGAAACUGACAGAAUAACAUUCCAGAGGAAACUCGCGAAACAGAUUGAUGGCAAACCGUUGAAUACAGGUGUGGAUUCUUCGUUGCUGAUGUGCAAGCCGGCACUAGAAGACCUCCCGUCACUGCUUCCCCGCCUCCACUACUUGCAAGAUUACAACAGCUUGGAAACCACGCCGGCAUACAACAGGCUUUUCUACAAAUCAAAAUUAAAACUAGCCUUUGCUUUCGUCCUAUCAGUCUUAUACACCACGUAUCUCGGACGAAUUUAUUUUAACUUGAAUUACUUGUACAGCCUCCUCCUUAUGAAAUAUUUCCCAUAUUUGGCCUUUAUCAGAUUCGGUGUGAAGGAAUCAUUCGUGAAUAUAUUCAUUGAAGACCCCACUGAUGACACUCGGUUGAUACCAAAUUCUGAAUAUUACAAAAAGAAAUUACCCAGUGAGGAGUCAUGGUAUAACAAAUUGCUUAUGACUCUUUGGUGA
Chilo suppressalis (striped riceborer) is the source of this 1265-nucleotide messenger RNA. The record is from the annotation of a GenBank genome assembly. NCBI's taxonomy places the organism in Eukaryota, Metazoa, Arthropoda, Insecta, Lepidoptera, Crambidae.